Molecule: messenger RNA, 1086 nt
Organism: Geosmithia morbida
Lineage: Eukaryota; Fungi; Ascomycota; Sordariomycetes; Hypocreales; Bionectriaceae
Exons: 2
Coding region: 1-1086 (361 amino acids)
Source: RefSeq, a predicted model, not a curated record
AUGUCUGUGUACAAGACUAUUCUUCUCUCCACUCUCCUGGCCGUCACCGAGGCCCGCUUCGGUCAGGAGCAGAUCCCCGUGUCUGCCGUCAGCUCCCUCGGUGCUCAGGGUUUCGGUGACCCCGGUGUCGCCGAGACCAUUGCCGGUAGUAUCCCUGGUUCUCUCCUUGCUGCUGCCAGCCCUUGUGACAAGCUCUCCAUUGCCGACCAGAUGCUCGACCAGCUCGGUACCGACCAGGCCGUCAUCGAUGCUGCCAUCGGUCUCGUCUCGGCCGAGACCAACUUCAACCCCUUCGCCGUCGACAAGCCCUUCGUCUGCGCCGACGCCACCCUCCCGACCCACGCCGAGCUCCGCGGCAUCACGCCCCUGGUCGACCCCGCCGUCGGCGGCUCCGACGUGGCCAACAGGCUCUCCGAGGAGUCUCAGGCCACCCCCUUUGACGCCACCGGCCUCUCCCAGGGCGAGGUCCUGAUCCAGAACGGCUUCACCAACUUCACCGCCCAGGACGCCUCCGGCACCAACACCGUCCUCGCCGGUCAGGAUGGCAGCGGCGACGCCACGGAUACCACCGGCGACGAUGCCGGCGAUGAUGCCGGCGCUACUGCCUCCGCCACCGCCACCGCCAUCGCCUCCGCCUCCGCCACCGCCAUCGUCACCAAGACGAAGGACAGCUGCAAGGCCAAGGCCACCGCCACCGCUACCGCCUCCGCCUCCGCCACCGCCAGCGCCAGCCCCGCCGCCGGAACUGGAAACGCCGGAACGGGUAAUGCCGACUUCGGCAAGUGCACGCCCACCAUGGCCCGCGUCGGCGGUCUCAACGGCCGCCCGGCCGACGAGUUCACCUUCAUCCCCCAGGAUCCCCUCGUCGCCGAGGGUCAGCAGGAGGCCCUCAACCCCAACAUCAUCACCAACCGCAUCUGCGACCAGCUCAUCAACGUCUGCGAGGCCUCCGACACCGCUCACACCGAGUGCCUCGACGCAAAGGCCCAGAUCGAGGCCCUCGGCACCAGGGACCAGACUACCGCCGACACCUGGAACAAGCUUCUCGGCUUCGACAAUGUCGACUCUACCGUUGCUACUCUCUAG